AUGCUCAGGUUGGCCCUGCGGUGCUCGGGCAUCGUCGCCCCGGCCGCACUGUGCGACGCCGCGUGGUCGGCGGUGAUGGCGACGGCGGCUUCGGCCGCGUGGGACGCGCGGCGGUGCCGGGCGACGAGCGCCUCCGCGGCGACGCCGCCGAAGGGCUUCGGCCCCGGCCGGGGUCACGGGACUGCGGCGCCGCACGCGGGCGUCCCAUCGGCGGCGGGACACGCGCACAGUCACGGCGGCCACAACGCGGCGGCGCCCGCCGUCAGCGUGUCGCACCCGCCCGGCGGUAACACCGGCGGCGGCCACCGCAACGGCGGUCACAUCAGCGGCAGCAGACGGCGGCGGCGGCGGCGGCGUGGGGAGCGGCAGUAA
Messenger RNA from Trypanosoma conorhini, 372 nucleotides. RefSeq lists its product as uncharacterized. The transcript has a single exon. The coding region runs from base 1 to 372 and encodes 123 amino acids. NCBI's taxonomy places the organism in Eukaryota, Euglenozoa, Kinetoplastea, Trypanosomatida, Trypanosomatidae. The record is from RefSeq and is a predicted model, not a curated record.